AUGGAUUUGAAGAACGGAGGUGAAACCCGUUUUCUGCAAAUUCACGAGCUCGAGGAACUAAGAAACCAUGCCUAUGAAAGUUCUAGCAGGUACAAAGAACGAGUCAAGAGGUUUCAUGAUAAAAGAAUAAGAGAACACAAAGACUUCCGCGUUGGAGAUCUUGUUUUGUUAUACUCCUCACGACCCGGAAAAUUAAGAUCUCGAUGGACAGGUCCUUAUACGUUCAAAGAAGAAUUUCCAUACGGAGCCGUUACCAUCGAAAACUUAAGCGGGGAGACAUUUAAAGUCAACGGUCAUCAUCUAAAACUUUACAUCAACGAACCGGUUGACCCGGUGGAGGAAAUUCUCGAACUCCACAUCCCGCACACUUAA
This is a messenger RNA of Helianthus annuus (common sunflower), 372 nucleotides long. RefSeq lists its product as uncharacterized. The coding region runs from base 1 to 372 and encodes 123 amino acids. Lineage: Eukaryota; Viridiplantae; Streptophyta; Magnoliopsida; Asterales; Asteraceae. The transcript has a single exon. The record is from RefSeq and is a predicted model, not a curated record.